AUGGAGUCUCCACCGCCGGUAACAUCGAUUGGCACAGUCUCGAUUGAAGAAAAAAUAUCCGGUCCAGAGAUGUCGUCUAAGCCUACGGUAGUGAGCAAUGGUAUUGAAGAUAUGAGGCAUCAAAUAGAUGUCAACGACUUGGAGUCGACUCUCAAGGAUUCAAGUGAAACUGAAUACAUAAUGGGAGUAAGCGACUCUGGUGUUGAACCAGAACUAGAGGUGGCCGGAGGUUCGGAAUCAUCUCCAUCUACUGGCCUCCCUCCAAUAACUACUAUUUCUCCAGAGAUAUCAAUUGAUUCUUCAAUACCUAAAUUUGUUCCUUCAAUUGGAGCCUGGGCCAAACCACUUACUUUUAUACCACCUGCAACUCCUCCAACGCCUGCAACGCCAAGUGGUUUUGACCUGCAGUAUCUUAACAAUCUCCUUGACUCUUUCUGGCCAACAUUGCCUGAUGGACUUGGGUCAAACCAGAAGAAAAAAGACCAUCCUAGUCUUACCAGAGAAUUUCCUCGUAUGCCGGUUCAAAAAAUUCCGGUCCUUGAACUUAAAGAGGAUGGAACAUUAAGGUUUCCAUGGGCAGCCAUAAUGGACCCUGCUACCAGAAACCUCUACCGAGCGGCCAAGCCAAAUUUUGAUGGAACGCCUCAGAUAGUUGCUACUCAAGAUUGGGUCUCAGCCACGUGGCAUCCGGACUUGGUGAGCCUAUGCAAACACAUAAACCUCGACUUGAUCCGAUUUGUUUGGGAGAAGCAAAGUUGUUGGUUGAAGUAGAACUUGAUAAACCUUUUCCAAAGCAAAUUGCCUUAGAUGACAAACAAGGUAAUAUUUUCUUGUGGAUGUUGAGUAUACAUGGAUUCCAAGUGUUUGUGGUAGGUGUGGACAUUUGGGACAUAAGGAAAAAAGAUGUCUUCUUCCAGCUGUCCAAUUGAAUGUGGAAACAAGUCCCACACUUGAAGAUUUACCCGCCGAAGAGCCUCAGGUUGAAAUGGAAAAAGUACUAGUGCAGCCUACUGUUGCAUCAAAUAUCUUGGUGUUACCAGCUGAAAAUGCGGAGUCAAAUUUGGUCUCAGCUGAAGAAGCACGAGAAGAACUUACUGAGCAGACUUUGGAACCUACUAAAGAAAGUGGUAUUGAACUCAGAGAUGAGCUGAAGGUAUUUUCCACUCCAGUAAACAAUCUCACUUGCUCUAAGGUACAUUUAGCCACUAGCUCCAACUCUUUUUUGACUUCAUCACCAUUAGCAGACACACAAUCUGCUCCAACUGAAGCUAAUAUUAUGGAAGAAAUUCCAUCCCCUGUUAUUGUCUUCGAGGCCAACUCGGUUUCACCGGACAAUUCAUUGGUCCCUCUAUACUCUCCUGCACAUGGCAGUCCUUCUGUUACUCAAAUUGCUUGUAAUGAGCAAGAUGAUGAGAGAGGAUAUAUGAGUGAUGCUACGGCAAACCUCAACAUGUCACGAGGUGGAAGGCCAAUAAAACCAGUCCAAAAGUUUCAAGAUAUGGAAUGAAAAACGGUAAGAGGAAGGGGUAAAAGGGGUCGUCGAGCCCGCGGAAACUACCCUCCAUCCUCCUAGUAGUUUCAUCUCUCUCUUGUUUCAUUAAGCUUAUGAAUCAUAAGUCUUCUCCUAUGUAAGCUAAUGCUUGGUUGAAUAUGAGGUAUGUCUCAUCAUACUUUUUCAAACUUUAUGGUUGUUUUAACCAUACAUUGUAUGUUUUUAGUAUUUUUAAUUGAAAGCCUUUUUAAAAAAAAAAAGCAGAAUGUCAUA
Brassica napus (rape) is the source of this 1765-nucleotide messenger RNA. RefSeq lists its product as uncharacterized. The record is from RefSeq and is a predicted model, not a curated record. The transcript has 2 exons. Lineage: Eukaryota; Viridiplantae; Streptophyta; Magnoliopsida; Brassicales; Brassicaceae. The coding region runs from base 1 to 771 and encodes 256 amino acids.